This is a messenger RNA of Olea europaea var. sylvestris, 1280 nucleotides long. Its product is annotated as probable arabinosyltransferase ARAD1. The transcript has 2 exons. The record is from RefSeq and is a predicted model, not a curated record. Lineage: Eukaryota; Viridiplantae; Streptophyta; Magnoliopsida; Lamiales; Oleaceae. Bases 273 to 560 code for a protein of 95 amino acids.
UAUCUCUCCUCUUCUACAUUUUCUCCACUUCCCCUACAGUUCCCCACGUCACUCUAAACGCUGAUGUUGAUUACUCCUUUGUAUUCUCGCUUGAGAAAUUCCUAACACACUCCGAAUCUCAUACUAGAGUUCCGGAUGAUACCGUGACCGAUACUGUUACCCAACAGGAUGUUGAAAAUCUAGAUCAUUUGAUUUCACGCAAACAGACUCAAAGGAUUUAUGAUGAUUCGUUCUAUCCCCUGUCUUCACCUAUUAGGGUUUAUGUGUAUACUAUGCCAUCGAAAUUUACUUAUGAUUUGCUGUGGUUGUUUCGAAGUACGUAUAAAGAGACCCAUAAUCUCACUUCCAAUGGCAGCCCUGUUCACCGAUUAAUUGAACAACAUUCAAUUGAUUACUGGUUAUGGGCCGAUUCGAUAGCACCGGAAUCUAAGAGGUUGUUGAAGAAUGUGGUUAGAGUUCACAAGCAGGAGGAAGCUGAUUUUUUCUACAUUCCAUUUUUCACUACGAUUAGCUUCUUUUUGCUGGAAAAAGGACAAUGCAAGGCGCUUUAUAGGGUGUGAGUGCGUUCCCAAUUACUUUUUUUUUUUUUAUUCUUUCCUCUUGCUAAUAUGAUUGAUUAUUUGCACCUAUUUUACAAAUAACGGAAGCCCUUACUGAAUUAUUGUAAAAGAGAUCUAGAAAUCAGUAUGCUCUUGCAGUUAGUGAGUUUAUGCAUUUUAAUGUUGUUUGCAUUUGAUCGUGAAUUAUGAAAAUUGACCAUUGGGAACAUUCACUUCUCAGCAAGAAUCGUUGGAUGAUAUCAUGUACUGGUAUAUAACAUUCUGUCUGUUGCUCAAUCUUCUGUAAAAAUUUAAGCACUGUGAAGGGUAAUUUUAAGAGUUGCUGUAUGCUUUGUAUGUGAUAGCCAUUCAUCCUACUCAUCCUCUUGAUAAGAUUUAAAUAUACUAUGUGACAGCAGGUAAACUACCCAUGAAAUUUAUGCCAGCUUCAUUUGAAUGUAAAUAAUCCAACAUCUGUUGGCAUUCUCUUUAUCUGGUGCAUGUAAAAUUUAACAUGUUUUGGCAGUUUUAGAAGUACAUAUUUUCACAGGACGAGAUCCAAGAGGGUAGUGAGUGUUGAUAAAUAUACAAUGGUGAAUUUCGUUCUAGGCUGUAUCAUGUCUGGUGGGGUAUAGUAUUUGCAUGUAUGAAGGGUUUCUCAUUCUAUCAGUAUCACUAAGUAUCUAUUUAUAGAUGUGUAAUAUGAUGUCACAUAUGUUAAAUCUAAACCUGAAAUUUGGU